AUUAUGAGGCCGAAGAAGAAGGUCGGAAACCAACUAUGGAACGUCCGCUCAACAACGAAACAUAUGCGGCAUUCAAGAGUGGCAACGUAAUCAAAGGUAUUCUGUGUCCCUCCUUGACGAACUCCUUCAAACAAAGCUCACUGGAGAGGGCCUAUUUAACAUACACCCAUCGCCAGCGUCAGAAAUCUUUGAUCAUUGUGAACCUUGUGGAUUUCAUCCUCAAAAUUGUCCUGGCCAUGAUCUGGUUUCUCAAAGAAGCUGAAACCAAAGUCGAGGUGGAGGUUAACGUUGCCACAGCCAUAACAUGGUCCGUGUGCUGUGCCCUGUCGAACAUGUCCAUUUGUUUUCUUGGCUAUUGGCGGUGUUUUGCCAACAACUAUCUUCAUUGGGCCGCUGUCUGUACGUGGAUACUUUUUAACAUUCAAGGAUUCGUGGGUGAAGGAGUGGGAUUUGCCGAUCGGGAGUACCUCAUAUGGUAUAUCCUCUUCGUUAUAUUUGUUCCAUAUGCCAUGCUGCCUCUGCCGCUCAAGUGGUGCGUUGUGGGUGGCACCAUCACAGCGAGUUGUCAUCUUACGGUAAUAACCAUAAUUAAACUACAGAAACACGAAAAAUCCAACUGCAUUGCAUUCCAAAUCUUUGCUAAUUUCAUUCUCUAUUCGGCCAUUAAUGUGGCCGGAAUGUACACAAAAUAUUUGACGGACAGAGGGCAACGCUUGGCGUUCAUUGAAACGCACAAAGCGAUGGAACACAAGAAGGAAUCUGAAAAGGAAUUGCAGAGAACGCAAAAACUAUUGGACUCAAUUUUGCCAAAUAUCGUCAACAAUCAGAUACGCCGCGAAAUGUACAAGGGUACCGAUCCAAAUGUCGAGACACAAUUCAACAAACUCUACGUCUAUCCCAUGGACAAUGUGAGCAUUCUGUUUGCCGACAUCAAGGGCUUUACAGAAUUGGCGAGCAAAACUUCGGCCCAACAACUGGUUAAAAUACUAAAUGACCUUUUUGCACGAUUCGAUAGAAUAGCUGAGGAUAAUCAUUGUUUGCGAGUCAAGCUACUGGGUGAUUGCUACUAUUGUGUCUCACAAUUUGAAAGUGAUAACUGGAAAACACGUCCAGAUCAUGCCGUCUGCAGUGUUGAGACUGGCCUGCACAUGAUAAAGGCCAUCAAGGAUGUUCAAUUGCAUACACAUGUUGAUCUCAACAUGAGAAUCGGUAUUCAUAGUGGCUCUGUAAUGUGCGGUGUACUGGGCAAUAAAAAAUGGCAUUUCGAUGUUUGGUCCAACGAUGUUAUCAUUGCAAAUCACAUGGAAUCGGGUGGAAUACCUGGGCGCGUACACAUAUCGGAAGCCACCCUCAAGUGCCUCAAUGAUGCCUAUGAAGUGGAGCCAGGCAAUGGUGGUAGUCGUGACAACCAUCUGAAAAUGUUAAAUAUUAAAACGUAUUUAAUCAAACGCACUGAACCAUUAAGACCUAAACGUCGAUUUGGCACCCGCAGCAGCCAACAUCUGGCUAAUAACAAUGGCAGCAAUAUGAGUACGCCAACUACAGCUAUGACUCCGACAACUGACACCAAAACACUUGUCCCCAAGUCCAUAUCGACAACCGGUGUUCACAAUGAGCCGUCACAACAACAGCAGCCAUCUCAAUUACCGCCAGCUCUGUCGCGAACCAAUUCCCAGCCACAACAACAGCAAGCCCAGAACCCACCUCACCUCCCUCCGGUUGCUGUGCUGCAAAAGAAAAACAUAUCACUGAGUUCAUUGCCCAAUGUGAUGGAGGGUGUUGCUAUGGGACCAACGGGACCUUCCACGGUAUCAUCGCCGAUAGCUGCCUUGGCCCCAAAAGCGCCGAAUGGCGAUAGUAUUCGUAAUAUUCUGGAGAAUAUAGACCCGCGAUCAAUGAUAACUGAAGAUGAGCCCACAACAGAAUGGACUCCAGAAAUUCCUUUCAAAAAUCUCAACUCACCCAGUGAAGGUGUUAUACGAGCCGAUUCAGUGAUGGGCGAUCCCAGGCAAUGUCAACGGGUAUCUGUAACGCCGCUAGACGAAGAGAUUGAUGAGUUCAUCGAACAAAACAUUCAAAUAAACUCUAACAAGGAAAUUCGAAAAGAAUAUCUCAGUUCGUGGACUCUCAAAUUCAAGGACCGGGAACAGGAAUUGAAAUUCUGCCAACUGCGUGAAGACAUGUUCCGAUCCAACAUGCUCUGCGUUUUUGUGAUAUGGAUAUUUAUUGUAUUGUGUCAAAUUAUCAUCAUACCGCGUUGUACGAACCUAGUUAUCUGUUUGGCGAUCGGUACGAUCGUUUUAACAUUUAGCUGCAUACUAGUCAUGGCAGAGGAAUUUUCCGGUCUACCCACCAUACUGAAACGCAAUUCCGCCAAGUUGGUACACCAGCGCCAACGUCGAACUUAUUUUAUUUGUGCGGUUAUUGUUCUAAUCACAGUUCUAAGUGCCAUUGGUCUUAUUCUGUGCCCAUCAUCGGCCUAUUUUGACGGCAUUCCCAACACCGAUGAAGGCAAUGAACGUUCCAUUCUGAGCAGUAGCUUGAAGGCGGCAGCGCCCGAUGGUAGUAGUGCCACAUCACUUGGCAAUGGCGAAAAGGAGAUCAAAGUAAAUGUUUAUCUUUCGGCCACCAUACACCACAACAUUACAAUAAACGCAGCCAACGGGGCCGGGGCCAUUGUGGACACCAAUGCCUUCUUGGCCGACAAUUUGGCAAAUGCCUCGACCAAUGACUUUGUUCGACGCAGUAUUGUGAACGUUCUUAAUCUGACCCAAAGUAAUGCCAUCGGUCUCUUUAACAAUUCAAUGGAAUCCUUUGAAUCAUCUCAUCGUUCAUUGGUACUUGGUGGUCAGCGAACGGAUGACACCAACAGCAGUUUCAUCAAUAACAACAGUAUGAUCACCGAUUCCAAUUACACUGUGAUCUACAUAGACCCAUCCAAUGUGGAUUCGGUGGAGUGUGCCCACCCCGAAUAUAUUGUGUUUACAUGGAUUCUCUGCCUAGUUUCACUGGCAACAGCGCUCAAACUUUACUAUUUGGUCAAGGUUAUUAUGGCCGUUUGUAUGGUGGCGUUCUACACCACCCUCAUACAAUUGGUGUUUCCACGGAUCUACACCAAAGAACUGAUUGAAUUGGAACAAUCGCGGUUGGGAAUGCCAUUAGGUGUGCAAAUGUUGAUACUGUUGGCAUCAUUCUUGGUAAUGGUGUGUUACCAUGCACGUUUGGUGGAGGUUACAUCACGCUUGGAUUUUAUCUGGAAAGAACAAGCCGAAAGAGAAUUAAUCAAUAUGAAAUCGAAUCGAGCUUUAAAUGACACUUUAAUUAAGAAUAUCCUACCGGAUCAUGUGGCCGAAUACUAUCUAUCGGAUGAACACACCGACGAGCUAUAUUCCAACAAUCACAACUUGUGUGGCGUAAUGUUUGCAUCCAUUCCAAAUUUCCAAGAUUUCUAUUCGGAGGAUAUCGACAAUGGAAAGGCAUGCAUACGAAUCCUGAAUGAAAUUAUUUGUGACUUUGAUGAGCUGUUGGAGGAGCCACGAUUCGCCUCAAUUGAAAAAAUUAAAACGGUUGGUGCAACAUAUAUGGCAGCUUCCGGUCUUAAUGCCGAUCGCUUAAGGGAUCGCGGUGAGACCUCUGAGGAUAGUGUCUGCAGCUUGGUUGAAUUUGCCUUUGCAAUGAAGCAAAAAUUGGAGGAUAUCAACAAGGAGGCUUUCAACAAUUUCCAACUACGAGUGGGAAUUUGUAGUGGUUCGCUGGUCAGUGGUGUUAUUGGUGCCCGUAAGCCAGUCUAUGACAUUUGGGGCAAUACGGUAAACGUGGCGUCACGCAUGGAUUCUACGGGAGAAAACUGGCGCAUUCAAGUGCCGGAAAGCACGGCCGAAUUGCUCAAAGAAAAGGGCUACACUUGUGUGAAGCGAGGAGACAUCAACGUGAAGGGCAAAGGAAUAAUGACAACAUAUUUCGUCCAUCCUCGCGGUGUGUCCGAGAGUCAAUUACCCUCACCGGUCCAUAUGCCUGCCGGUGUUCCCAUGACACAAACUCCCAACUUGCAGCGUCAAACAUCACAUCAUGGUUCCUUCAGCGCUGUAGUGUUUGGAAUGCUCCAGGCAUCCAAGCGGAGCACAAACUUAGCCGGAACUCCUACUGGGACACCCUCGCCACAAAUACGCCGUGGCCAUAGGGGCAGCACAUUUAGUUCAGUCCGACUUUCGCAAAAGGCCACUGUCAACAACCCAGUCAGGCGUAAUACGACACGAGUUCGAGGACGUUCUUACCGUCAGAAAAAGAGUUCCUCAAAUAAUUCCAUUGUUACUCAGACAAGUGGUUCGUAUGUGCCAUCAUUUCGACGCAUCGAUCAAAUCGAGACAUCUCUUUCAAAAAGUCACAAUGAUGCCUUAUAGCCCCAACGUAACUGGUU
Messenger RNA from Musca vetustissima, 4417 nucleotides. It is a transcript of the gene Adcy8, whose product is annotated as adenylyl cyclase 78C. Bases 36 to 4400 code for a protein of 1454 amino acids. Gene Ontology annotation, cellular component: plasma membrane. NCBI's taxonomy places the organism in Eukaryota, Metazoa, Arthropoda, Insecta, Diptera, Muscidae. The record is from RefSeq and is a predicted model, not a curated record. The transcript has 19 exons. Gene Ontology annotation, biological process: cAMP biosynthetic process; adenylate cyclase-activating G protein-coupled receptor signaling pathway; intracellular signal transduction. Gene Ontology annotation, molecular function: adenylate cyclase activity.